This is a messenger RNA of Cynara cardunculus var. scolymus (artichoke), 1606 nucleotides long. RefSeq names its product V-type proton ATPase subunit C-like. Lineage: Eukaryota; Viridiplantae; Streptophyta; Magnoliopsida; Asterales; Asteraceae. The transcript is spliced from 11 exons. Bases 134 to 1258 code for a protein of 374 amino acids. Gene Ontology annotation, molecular function: proton-transporting ATPase activity, rotational mechanism. Gene Ontology annotation, cellular component: vacuolar proton-transporting V-type ATPase, V1 domain. The record is from RefSeq and is a predicted model, not a curated record. Gene Ontology annotation, biological process: proton transmembrane transport.
CCAACAGACAACUGCCAGCGGGAGGAGAGACGAGAGAUCUCGUUAAUUUCCCCCCUUUUGAUUCUCUGUCGCAAAUCAUAAAUUCAAUUCAACAAUUCGAAACCUCCGUUACUGAUUUCAAGCUUCAGUAACAAUGGCGACCAGAUACUGGAUAGCUUCUCUUCCUGUUCAGAGCUCUGCUACUUCUCUAUGGAGUCGUUUACAAGAAUCCAUCUCCAAAAACUCAUUCGACACUCCUCUCUACAGGUUUAAUAUCCCAAAUCUUCGUGUUGGAACCCUUGAUUCGCUUUUAGCCCUCAGCGAUGACUUGAUCAAGUCGAAUACCUUCAUUGAAACGGCUUCUCAUAAGAUACGACGUCAGAUUGAAGAUUUGGAGAAGGUAUCGGGAAUUCUUAGUAGUUCCUUGACCAUUGAUGGGGUUCCGGUGGAUUCAUAUCUUACAAAAUUUGUGUGGGAUGAGGCCAAGUAUCCAACCAUGGCUCCUCUUAAGGAGAUUGUGGAUGGUAUUCAUCUGCAGGUAGCUAAGAUAGACGAUGAUCUUAAGGUUCGUAUUGCUGAGUAUAACAAUGUUCGCAGUCAACUGAAUGCAAUUAACAGAAAGCAGACUGGAAGCUUAGCUGUUCGUGAUCUGUCCGAUUUAGUGACACCCGAGGAUCUCGUCACUUCAGAGCAUUUGAUUACGCUCAUUGCUGUUGUCCCCAAGUAUUCACAGAAGGAUUGGUUGUCAUGUUAUGAGACACUAACAACUUAUGUGGUCCCCAGAUCCUCCAAGAACCUACAUGAGGACAAUGAGUAUGCCAUCUAUACUGUGACAUUAUUCAACCGUGAUGCUGAUAAUUUUCGAACCAAGGCACGUGAAAGAGGGUUUCAAAUUCGGGAUUUCGAAUAUAGUUCAGAGACUCAAGAGAACCGGAAACAGGAGCUUGAAAAACUUGUGCAAGACCAAGAAUCCCUGAGAAGCUCUCUUUUGCAAUGGUGUUAUACCAGUUAUGGAGAGGUUUUCACUUCGUGGAUGCACUUUUGUGCUGUACGUUUAUUUUCUGAGAGCAUUUUGAGAUACGGAUUGCCACCUUCAUUUCUGUCUGUUGUGCUAUCGCCGUCUGUGAAGAGCGAGAAGAAAGUGCGUUCAAUCCUAGAAAGUCUUUGCGACAGUUCUAACAGCACGUUCUGGAAAACUGAAGACGAUGGAAACAUGGGCAGCUUGGGUGGUGAUGCCGACACUCAUCCAUACGUCUCCUUCACCAUUAAUCUUAUAUGAUCCUAGUGUUGUGCUGCUUCGAUUCAUCUCAAUAAUUUUCCGAGCUUAUAACCUCUGUAUUUUAUGCUGUAUUUACCCGAUUUUUAGUUCGCUUAUUUAUUCAGUCAUGUAAUUUGCUUGAUGCCGAACCUUUUUGGUUCUUUGUUUUGCUUUCAAUUAUUGUGUUGCGGCAUUAUUUGUCUUCUGGGUCGGAAGCUGCGUUUGCCCGUUUGUUUUGCUAUUUCGAGCAGGACUCGAAACGGGCACUCGGUUGUUGGUUAGAUUUGGAAAGUUUAUGUAAUAAUCCUUGAUUUGGUUAUGUUUGAAAACCAUGUAAAAUUUGAACUGGGAAUAAGGUUUUUGGUUAUA